AUGCAGCUGACGUUCUGCAGGCUCCGGACCCAUCAGUGGUGCUUCAUUCUAUUUAAUGUCUUGCUUUUCCAUGCACUGCUUUUUGGUGCAGAUCUACUGGAGGAAUACUUCCUACGGUCAUUACCUCUUUCUUACACUGACGCAAAGGUUUUUGAAAUCAGAGAGAGGGCUAGGAAAUUAGAUAUAGAUCUGCUAAAGGCCAAUCUCUCUGCAUCUUACAGCACUAGCAGCAUGGGGGCGUGCUCAGAUCAAGAGGUAUUUUUGCUAGUUCUUGUCUGCAGUAGCCCAGAAAACGGGACAAGGCGCAACGUGAUCAGGCAGACAUGGGGCAACGUGACUGACGCCGGAGGUUAUCCUGUCCUUACCUUGUUUGCUUUAGGAAAGCCAGCUUCAGUAAUCACCCAGCUGGAGAUCGAUAAAGAGGCUCAAAAGCACAGAGACAUUAUUGAAGGGAGCUUCAUCGACUCGCCCGCGACUCAGACGCAGAAGGUUGUGAUGAGCAUGGAGUGGACAGUCACUUUCUGUCCCCACGCGAGGUACAUUCUUAAAACCGAUGAAGAAGUGUUCGUGAGCAUCCCGAGCUUGGUUGGGUACUUGCUWAGCUUAGCGCAGCUAGAGGACGUUUACAUGGGGAGAGUCAUUCGUCACGCAGCACCUGUCAGGGACCCUGCCAGCCCUGGCUUCGUUCCCCUCGGUCAAUACGCGGAGGAGUUUUACCCGGAUUACUGCAGCGGGGCGGCUUUCGUCGUCUCCCAGGACGUCGCUCGCAAGGUCUACGUGRCUGCCAGGGAAGCGCCGGCUUCAGUGCCCCCGGAUAUCUUUGUAGGAAUCUGUGCAAAAAAAGCUGGCAUCGCUCCUAUUCACAGCUCUCGGUUUUCUGGGGAAAAGCACAUCAGAUACAACCGGUGCUGCUAUAAAUUCAUUUUCACCUCUUCCAACAUGAAAGAGGAUGAGCUAUUUAAAGACUGGAGGGAAAUAAGUGAUGGAAAUGAUUGCUCGUUACUGGAAACUUAUUAUGGAUUGGUGUCCUGCAAAGUUUUGACCUACUUUGACAAGUUCAAACAGUUUGACAUGGAUGCAAUAAAAAACGAGGCUCUUCAUUUUGCUGAUUAA
This is a messenger RNA of Nothoprocta perdicaria, 1113 nucleotides long. RefSeq names its product putative UDP-GlcNAc:betaGal beta-1,3-N-acetylglucosaminyltransferase LOC100288842. The record is from RefSeq and is a predicted model, not a curated record. The coding region runs from base 1 to 1113 and encodes 370 amino acids. Gene Ontology annotation, cellular component: membrane. The transcript has 2 exons. NCBI's taxonomy places the organism in Eukaryota, Metazoa, Chordata, Aves, Tinamiformes, Tinamidae. Gene Ontology annotation, molecular function: hexosyltransferase activity.